AUGUUCUUCGACAAGUUUCGGUUCUUGCUCUUGGGAAUCUGUUUCGUUUGCCUGACGUCAGUCCUCUCCAACUACAUCAUCAUUAACUUCACCUUCAUUUGCAUGAAAGACGAUCCAAGUGGCCUCGUCGACCUUGGAAAUGGGGUUUGUACUCAGAAUUUAGUCAUAAAGGAAUGCUAAAGAAAGUUUCCAAAAAGUCGUGAAUUAAAAAAAUUAUUCGAAAGAUUUUUCGCAAAAAAGAGAUCGUCGAGGCUUUCCCACGUUUCUGAUCACAGUUUCAUUUUGUUCCAGACUUACCACAACAAGUUUGACUACAGUGUCACCGAGAAAAGUUGGAUCGUGUGGGCGGUGGCCGCCGGCACGAUCCUCGGCACAGGUCCAAUCAACUACGGCUACAUCCGUUUCGGAGCACGGUUCAAUUAUCAAAAACGCUUAGGAAGACCCUUCAACACAACUUCAGAUGGCCAUUUUUUAUCGCCGGCAUUACCUCAGUCACGGCCACAUUUCUCACUCCGGUGGCGGCGUCGUCGGGUCUACCUUUCCUACUUGUUCUCCGUUUCGCUCAGGUAUUCCUCAUUGCAUCAUAUUCCAUUUCCCUCGGCUGGAAAAGACGAGGCACGCCAAACGAGACGCAUUUUUUUGACGCGAAUUAAAAAAAUCUCCGCGUUUUUUUAACUUGGUCUACGUUUCCACAAGUAUAACUUAUUUCACAUAAAAUUCCUUUAAAAAUUUUUUGUUUUGUUUUUGUCAAAUUGAUGGAGUUAAUCAUCGAAAAAGAGAGAUCAACUAAAAGGAUAACUUCUGAAUUUUCGCCAGAAACGUUUUGAAAAAAUUGGGUGAAAGAUGUUCCCGUGUGUUCAUUCAAAAGCUAUCAAGAAAUUGUAAAAAAAAAGAAAAUUGAGUAGUUGAAACGGAGGCUCUCUUUGGAGUUUGUAUUUCCGCAUCGCUACAGCGACAAAUAGCUACUGUAAAAAUGCGUCCAUCGCCUUUCUCGUGAGAAAAAUCUGACUAUACCGUUUCUAAACUCUGCAGGGUCUCGCCUACGCCGCCGACUUUGCCGCCAUCGGAAUCAUGUGUGUGAGAUGGGCGCCGCUGAGUCAGACCGGCCUAUUUAUAGCCGUCUUGACCAGUUUCACUCCGGUUGCGACGGCUGUUAGCAAUGCUGCCACCGGUUGGGUGAGUAAAUUAAAUCGAUAGUUAGUCCAAAAAGGGGUUCCAAAGCUAAAAUAGUAUCAUGGAAAGCAAACAUGUUUCAGUUGUGCAGCUCCUCUUUGGGCUGGAGAUCUUCCUACUACAUCCACGCCUCAAUCAGUCUUGUUGCCUUCGUUCUAUGGAUCACUUUUUAUCACGAUGAUCCUCAGGUAAAGGAUAGGUGAUUCAACUUGUAAGGAUUAAAAAACUGUCGAUUUUUCCCAAAAUUCUUUUAAAUUUCAAGGAGUUUAAAGAAUAUAAUCCACGUGAGGAAAAUGGAACACAUCCAAAGGUCAAACCAAAGAAAAAAGAAGAGCUUCAAAUUUUAAAAAAAUUUUCAGCGACAGUGUCAUUUUUUUCAUCGUACAUUUUGAGUUUGAAUUUUCAAAGGGAUAACUUAUCUAAAAAUGAAUAUUUUAUCAGUUCGGAUAAAAAUUUUAAAGUAAAAUUUCAGGUCCACAAAAGCGUGUCCGAUAAAGAGUUGGCCAAGAUACAAAAAGACAAAACACAGGCUCACAUAGAAAGAGACAGCUUUGUCCCUUAUUGGGUUUGAAAAUUUUUAUCCUUUCACAAAAAUCUUGGUUUUCCAGGAGAUCAUCAAGAACAAGGUGAUCCUGACUGUUUGGGCAAACGCCUUCUCCGAAAUGGUCUCCGUGACGGUUCUCCUAACUUAUUCGCCAUUGUACUUUCGCAAAGUUCUUCAGUUUAGCAUCGUGGAAACAGGUAAAGUUUAUAAUGGUUAUCUAAAAUUCUUGAUGACGAGGGAGGUUUUUUGAGAGAGAGUUUUGAACUUUCCAUGAUCUCAACCAAGCCCAAGGUCCUCCUAGUCGCUGAGCUCAAAGAGGCGAAUUUUCAAAAUUUCAUCAAUUUUCGGGUUGAACAGAAUCAAAAAUUAUAUUCCCAAACUAAAAGCUCAAUUUUUAAUCAUGAAAGAUUUCUACUCUUCUAAACACUCCAGAACGGAAUGGAUUUUCUAAAAAAAAACUAUUCAGGAAUCAUGGUAUCAUUGAGCGCGGCCGUACACAUUCCAGUGAAAUGGGGCGCCGGAUUUCUUUCCGACAAACUCACGUUUGCAAAAAAACCUUUUUUUGAUAAAAUUCUCAAUAAUUAAGUUGGGACGAGAAGUAUCGCAUGUGGCUGUUCAAUACUACUUCCGUUGGUUUGUGUGGCGUUUUUUGCUUCGCCAUCGCUUUCGUUCCGGCAGAGUACAAAUAUACCAGUUGGUUUCAGUUCUUUCCAGCAUGAAAAAAAUCAUAAAAAUAAAAAUUUCUUCUUUCUUUUUUUGAAAAAAAUCUGUUCUUUUUUUCAAAUUUCAAUUGACAGGCGUGGCGAUUUUUCGCGAUAAUCUACGGUUUGAUGGGAACAAACUGCGGCGGAUUCUACAAAUGCGGGACUUUAGCUUCACGGUGAGGAAAUAACUCCUUUCAUCGCUAGCUUAGGGUCUUGGCACGAAAAAUUAGAUUUUUCGGCUAGAGAUAAUUUUUUUUUAGAAAAAUUUUUGUUCAUGCUAAUUUUUUCCUGCCAUCUAUGAUAAGUAGUGUUUGCCUUAUUACGUAAAAACAAAUUCUGGAAAUUGCUUUCAUUUGAAUUCACUAGAAGAACGUUGAUCCCUACAAGGAAGGUCAUUUUAUUUUGUGGUUCGGAUUUUUCUGAAAAUACGCCAGAACACUCCUCAAUGUUCCAGAUGAAGUUUCUGAACGUCUCCACCUGCACAAAUUCCCAGUUUCCGAGAAAUGAGGGCUUAAAUUUCAAAAAUAGCCUAUUUUCACGGAGUUUGAGGCGUCUUUUCCGAAAAACUAAGAAGUUGAGCGGUUUGAAACUUCCAGAAUCUCCUUUCGGUUCAUCAAUGAAUGCCUAUUUUGAAGAAAUUCCCAACUACAAAGUGAGAUGACCCUGUUUGGCUAUUUCUGUGAGAACUGACUUAUUUUUCGAAAUUGAAGGUGAAUAGAUUUCUCGUAUCAGCUGUUAUAGUCGAUUCACGGCUUGGGACACUAUUGGGGUGUGGCCUGUCUGGGCUCUCCAUGUCCUGUCUCUUUUCUUAUCGUGGCAGGACCCAUUUUUCGAUGGCCAGCCGUGAAUCAGCUAUAGGCUCACUACAAAUAUAUAUUGAAAAGGGCGAAUAAAUACGACAAAAACAGGCAAUACGCGCAUUUCGUCCUGGCGAUGAUCCAGUUCAUGAAGUGCAUCGCGUUGUUUGUCGCGCCUGCGAUGGUCGCCGUUUUCGUGAGCGACGAAGAAAGUCAUCAACAAUGGGGCUACGUCUACAUCGUCAACGGGAUCAUAUUGAUAGUGGUAAGUUUGAAGAGAAGGAUUUUGGUGAAGAACAAGUUGUGGAAGAGAAAUAAACUGUGUUAGAGUUCUUCGUUUCUUCGAAACAUGUGAGAUUUUAUCACGACCUUUUUUUACAAUGUUUAGCAGGUUUACUGACCAUCAAGUAACUAUAAAAAAUUUUCAUUUGGCAUUUUCCAAAGGGAAUCGCACUAAUAUUUAAUUUUUUUUUUUGUUCAAACUCGGACAUUUUUUGUUCAUUUUUCUGAAACUUUACUAUUUAGCAGACUUUCUAAACCAUAGAAAUUUCUAAAUUCUUGCCGAAGUUAAUCAAACCUUCCAAAUUAAUAUUUAAAAAUAAAUAAAUUUCACAGUACUGAAACUAUUUCAAAACAAAUCAAGAAAAACCUUUCAGGUGAGCGCCUUAUUCAUUCCGAUGGCCACGGAUAAGCCGCAGGCCUUCACCAACAUCACGAGAACUUCCAAGACGCUCGAGGUUGCUUCUGAAAACUGGAAUAUUUGGAAAAAUCAACCAAUUCCAGAAAUAUUCAACGUCGGCAUAG
This is a messenger RNA of Caenorhabditis auriculariae, 4022 nucleotides long. Lineage: Eukaryota; Metazoa; Nematoda; Chromadorea; Rhabditida; Rhabditidae. The record is from the annotation of a GenBank genome assembly.